Necator americanus (New World hookworm) is the source of this 303-nucleotide messenger RNA. RefSeq lists its product as uncharacterized. The transcript has a single exon. NCBI's taxonomy places the organism in Eukaryota, Metazoa, Nematoda, Chromadorea, Rhabditida, Ancylostomatidae. Bases 1 to 303 code for a protein of 100 amino acids. The record is from RefSeq and is a predicted model, not a curated record.
AUGCAAGCAAGCAGGGUUUUGAAAAGGGUUCAGUACGACCAGUACGAUACGAUACGACACAUAGAGGUUUCAAAACUCGUAGAAGCAUCGCGAGAGUACAAGAUGCCGCUGUGUCUCACUUUCAUCGAUUUGAAGAAAGCCUUUGAUACACUGACCGAAGCGGUAAUGGAGGCGUCCGACAACCAAGGCGCCUCUACUCUAGAAGUGUCCCGCUUGACGCGAGUGAAGGAAGGGAUUCGAAGUUCUACUUCACCGAUAGAAGAUCGGAGGCGCUGGCGCAUAUGCCAAGGAGAAUAUCAUUAG